Molecule: messenger RNA, 1530 nt
Organism: Diorhabda carinulata
Lineage: Eukaryota; Metazoa; Arthropoda; Insecta; Coleoptera; Chrysomelidae
Exons: 2
Coding region: 29-1465 (478 amino acids)
Source: RefSeq, a predicted model, not a curated record
GAGUGAUGACAAUUUAUUGCUUAAACAUAUGACUACAAAGAGGAGACAAAAGAGACAAAUACGUAAAAGUCGUCCACCUGAAACAAUAGACCAUAUACGUAGACAAGGAACUGAGAAAAGUAUUUUAGAUUUUAGGCAGUUUCAGCCCAUAACUGAACAAACUUUUCAAAAAAAAAAAUUUAGUUUUAAUCCUAGCCCUCCCAUAGAUAACAAUGAAGAAGAGUUUCAGCCAUUUACCCCUAGUUACCACAUAAAUGGAAAUAAUUACCAAUAUAUAGCUUUUGGAAAAUGGGCCGAUACGCCUCAUCGGACUUCCACAAUAGGAUAUAGAAAUACGUAUACUACCUCAUAUCAUCCUACUAACAGACAACGUAAUCGUUACCCUAUCAAAUACAACCCUUAUCCUUUAAUAAACAAUAACAGUCAAAUAGAACGAAACAAGACAACCAAUAGAACUAAAAAUUUACAAACACAAGCUAUUGUAGCACCAUAUAGAUUGAAGACAGACGUUAAAGACGAUACAAAAUAUAAUUUUGAUCAAUCGAAACCUAUAAAUAAUCGAACCAAUGGCAAUGAAGUCGAAAAAUUCCAAUCUUCUACCGAAAAUAUUAACACGAACGUCCGUUAUCCAAAUAUUAAAGAUCUUUUGUCAGAUCCGGAUUUUGAUUUCGAAGCAUUUAUAAAAAAAUUUGAAUUUCUAACAUCAACGUCCACAGAGCAUCCUAAAAUAGACAAUGCAGUAAGCAGUACGUCGAAUGAUAAUAAAAGUAAAAUAUCUUCAACAACUAAUCACUUUAUAAACAUUACAAAUGUUGCUGUUAAAACUAAAAUAGAAGAAAACGAGAAGAAUAACCACAAAGAAGCUUACAAUGGUACGAUUCAAGAUAAAAUCAAUGAUAAUAAGCUAAAUAGCAAAUCUAAUAAUUCUAAGCAAGACGGAACAGAACUGAAAACGAAAGCAGCAGAAGUCAUAUAUAAUAUAAGUCAGAGACCUUUCGUAAAAGCAAAUAAAUUAAAUGAAUCUGAUUAUUAUUAUUACGACGAAUACGAAGAUUAUGUUUAUCCCGACAAAACUAAGUACAAUAAAAAUAAUGAUUAUUCAUAUUAUUACGAUGAUGAGUAUGUUUAUCAUGAUGUUGAUAUAGAAAAAGAAGAGCCAAGUCCAGAAAAAAUUGAAAAUGAGAGUGCAAUUGAAACAUUUAAGAUAAAUACAGGUUAUAGAUCAUCUACUACCAUAAAUCCUUUAUCCAACUCAACAUUCACAAAUAUAAUAAAUAACAAAGACGCUCAAGAAUCAGGUACAACCCCGAAAACACGUAGAACUACAAGAAGGAUACCAAGCAGAGCAACUAGGAGACCUUACACUACUAAAGAGCAGGGAGGCAUUUAUAAAGGAAGACAGACGACCACACAAACUUACGACAAUGACACAAAGAGUCAUCAUUGGAAAAAUUCUCAGAGGUAAAGUGGUUUUAACAGGGGUUACAUGAAAUGCUGUAUAUAGUAAUAAUUAAAACAUGGCUAAUAUUG